AUGGCAGACCGGUCUUUCAGUUGCAGUACAGCUACCACAAGUAAUGAGACUGUGGACGAAAGACUCAACGAAUUAACAGACGAACAAUUAGCUUUUACAGUUAAAGGCUUAGAAGAUAAAAAUGGUGUUCUUACAAUUGAAACAGAAAUGUUUGAAAGAUAUUAUAAAAAGCAAGACACCACCUCACUUACCCUCUCAACAUCUUUUGCCCCUACAACCCAUACAUCUACCGGUGAAGCUCCCCGACCAACAGGCAGGAAACGCAGUAAAGUUCGAUGUCAUGCUAUUGAUCGUACAGUACGGCUAACCACUGAACAAAAAUGUCACAUUGCUCAAAAGGAAGUGGAGAGAAUAAAAGAAGAAAUUACUAGAGCAGAAGAAGACUCAGAGAAAGUUCUGGAUAUGUACAAGGCUGUUCUAGAAGAAUCCGAAGUUAGACUACGAGAAAUAGAGAAAGAAAAACAUGAAAUUGAAAGAGACAAUAAGAAACACAUUGCUGAGCGAAUAAUUCGUACCUUUGAAGACCGACUAAGAGCAAAGGAAGCACUGAUUGAGAAGCUGAGGUUAAAAAAUGCUACCCAAAAAACUCAAAUGAAGAAGCUUUUAUUACAACUAAAACAGAAAGAAGAAAUGGGUGAAGUCUUACAUGCUGUUGAUUUUAAUCAGCUGAAGAUAGAAAACCAACAAUAUAUGGAAAAAAUAGAAGAGAGAAACACUGAUCUUCUGAGGUUGAAACAAGAUGCAAGCAAAACAAUGCAGCUGUUGAACACCAUCAAGAAAAGGUUGCAAGAAUUAAUGUUAGAGUCAAACAGGCUCAAAUCAGAGAUCCAAACGCAGAAAGACCUUUGUGCCAGAAUUGAUUCAGAAUAUAAGCAAGUGGUUGAGGAUAAAACUGGAGUGGAGAAAAUGAACAAAAGUUUAAAAGAAUACUUGUCAGAUUACCAAGUUCCAGAAGUAAUGGAAUUUGUUAAAGAAAAAGCAAAUGUUACAGAAUUACACAGAAUUGUGAAGACUUGGGAAAGGAAAGUUGAAAUAGCAGAGAUGGGUUACAAAUCCUGUUUAAAGAAAUGGUAUUCCAUGAAAGAUAAGCGUAAAGCCAUCAUCUCAGAGUGA
Messenger RNA from Acanthosepion pharaonis, 1113 nucleotides. Lineage: Eukaryota; Metazoa; Mollusca; Cephalopoda; Sepiida; Sepiidae. The record is from the annotation of a GenBank genome assembly.